This is a messenger RNA of Leucoraja erinaceus (little skate), 1202 nucleotides long. RefSeq names its product non-histone chromosomal protein HMG-14A-like. Gene Ontology annotation, cellular component: chromatin; nucleus. Gene Ontology annotation, molecular function: nucleosomal DNA binding. Bases 245 to 553 code for a protein of 102 amino acids. Gene Ontology annotation, biological process: chromatin organization. The transcript has 6 exons. The record is from RefSeq and is a predicted model, not a curated record. Lineage: Eukaryota; Metazoa; Chordata; Chondrichthyes; Rajiformes; Rajidae.
GAGAGCGGCGUCGGUCAGUGCGACCCCCGGCAUCAGGGUUGGUUGCGCGCUGCUGCUCGCUGUGAGUGGCCAUUGGUGGUACUGGCGAGCGAAAGGGGGGAAAAAAGGGGAAAAAAAACAACCCUGUGGUUUUUACAUUAACCGUUUGCGCAAAAAAAAACAAUACUCCCGCUCCUCGUGUCUUUGCAACCGGUGUGUGUGUUUUUUUUUACACAUUGAUUGUUUUGGUCAGAAGCCAGUCGCCAUGCCCAAGAGAAAGAAUGACGGUGAAGCGAGAGUGGAGCCCAAAAGGAGGUCGAGUAGAUUGUCACAGAGGGCUUUAGCUUCCAAAUCAGAGCCAAAACAAAAGAAGGCACCAGCUAAAAAAGAGGCUGCCAGUGACAAGAAAGAAGAAAAGAAAGCACCAGCAAAAGGAAAAAAAGGAACUAAAGGCAAAGAAGACACUAACCAGGAGGAUGGAAAAGAAGAAACUCCCUCUGAGAAUGGAGAAGCCAAAAACGAUGAGGCACAGUCCACUGAAAGCUGUGAAGAAAAAGAAGCCAAGUCAGAGUAACUGCAUCUGCCCGUCAUCUCCAUCAAUGGCAUCCAUACCUCCAUACUGUAUUGUUAACAGAGAGGAAUAUUUUUAUCAACUAUUUUAUAAAUACAAGGUUUUUUUAGCAUGAAUUUAAUUAUGGAAACACCCACAUCUCAAGAUUAUUUGGGGGUUUGAAACCCUAAAGAAUCAUUGUUUUAAAAUUGUGAUUGUUGUAGUUAGUGUGAUAUGUGGGACAAGUAAAUGGUGGUAGUUAUUGACUUCUGUCAAUGUUUGUCUUGUGUCAUACUCAAAAAAAAAAAGUCUGAUAUUUUAAUUCACCAGGUAUUUGUGGUGUUAGGCUAUUACAAGUGGGUAAGAGUAAGGAGAAAGUUGUUUGUGUCAAAACAUUCCAGUGGUUUUGUGGGUUAGUUUUGUAACCAGGUAAAAUAUUUUGGUGAAAAAAAAUUAAAAUGUGGGGCCUGGAAAUCUAAUGUGAAAAAUAUUUUAAUUUUAAAUUUGUCAUUUUUGUAAAGAAAAACCUUUGCAAUCAUGUAAAACUAGUUUCUAAUGGAAAAUAACAUCUUUUAAAAGGGCAGAUGGCUGUAUGUACCCACUUUCUGUCUGAAUUUUUGCUGGAUAAUUUACCUUAAUAAAAAAAAAUCUCCCCAGUGUUUCUCUAUAUAAA